GGGACAACUACCAGCGCUAACGACGGCCGCUACAACAGUUCUGGCUACGUCUCAAGAGCAUCAACGGGGUCUUCCUGGAGUCCUGGACCCGUUGUUUUAAAAGCAGUGUCUUAUAUCAUUGAAACAACUAAAUUCUGAUCAUUUCUGGUGGACAAGGACUCCAUCACGAUCAUUUUGAUAUCCAUAUUGCCUGCAGUGCAUGUCUAAUUCUUUACACUCUCCUUCCCGUCCGGUCUCAAGAUCUUCUUCACGUGGCUCCUUGCGUUCUGCACGCGCUUCAAGCCCCUCAAUACCCAAGAACGGUACAGUGGCUGUUCGUAAUCAGAUGUCGACCUUGAAGCAUUCUAUUCGACAUCAACAGGCACAGUUGCACAGUCUGGAAAAUAUCAUUUUGCGUGGAUCACGUCCGUUACCACCUGGCUUUAUGGCACCCUCUCAUUCUCCACAUCCCUCGUCGGAGGAUGUCUUGGAUAUAAGCCCUUGUCCUGUAUCAUAUACCACGAGCUUUUCGACUCCGAAAAUGCAACGUCGCUCCAGUUUUGAUGUUUUGCAAGGCCUGGCUGGUCGCGAGUCAAAUCUGCCGCUCCCGAGGAGAGAGAGUGCGACACCAAUAAUGAAACGCGAUGGAAUCCGCGAGGGUAUCCCCAUGGAUUUUGGUGGCAGUCCCAUGCAUUCAGUGAACACUAAGCGGAUGUCUAGCCCAACGCGUACACUGAGUCGGAAUGCCCGUGCAUUAGCCGACGAUGGUCUCUCUCCAGUUCUUAACUCCCCGCCAGCAGUGUUGCCGAUCGACAUUCAUAUUGGCAAUAACUCAGACAAUAUGAAUGCCUCUACUUCUUCGCUACAAGCUCCAUCAUCUCCCAAUAGACGUAUCUCUCUUACACCCGGGGGGACAACUAAAGUUUUGGCAGAUCUUCAGGCCGGUGUUUCCCAGCUUCGUCUCUCACAGCGGACUGUUGCGCAGUUGACACGACAAACCGAGGAUUUGAAAGAAGGCCGAGAGCGCCUGAGGCUGGAAAAUGAAGGUCUUAACAAUGUUGUAGCAAGAAAGGAGAGGUUGUUGCAAGAGGUUCUCGAACGGGCCCGCAAAGCUGAAGCCGAGGCAGCGACCUUAAAAUCUCAGCUGAAAACGGAGACUGCGACCUCCAAAAAGUCCCUUCGCGAGAUGGAAUCUGCUCUUGCUGAAUCAACGGCCCUUUCUCAGAAGGCUGAACGCGAGUACAUUACAUUGCGCGAUAGUAUCAAGAGCAUGACCGAGAGUUGGAAACAUGAUACUGAUGCACUUCGUGAAGAGAUGCGGAAGCGCGAGGACAAGCUGAAAAAAGAAGCCGAAUCGGUUGGCAAGAAAUAUAAGCUUCUCGCAGAUGAGAUGAAGGAGGCGCAGCGUCAGCAAGCUUCCGUGAAGGAUCUCAAAAACGAAGACCAGAAAAUCAGGAAAGAGGUCGAAGAAGAGUUCCGCGAGGAGAUUAUAAAGCUGAAGGCCCGGGUUGAACUUCAAUCUCAUGAAAGUGACGAGGCAGUGGAGACUGCGAAAACUUUGGCGAGCGAGCUGGCUCGUCUCCGUCGCUUGAUGCAGUCUGGUACCAAAUCCCCUCCACCUAACACCGAAAGCCCGCCUCCCUGAUCUAGAUCUCCUUUCGUUGCGUCGUCUGGCUGUCCGGGGGGCCUUAUUCACUUACAUGGACACCCAUCUCAUGUAUAUCAUGCACACUCAUUCACACUUUGCAUAUCUUACACCUUCUAGCCUUGCUGUCAUAUACCCACCAAUUCGAUGAUUUGUACAUGGCGCAUGAUUUUCACUCCUCUACUGUGCCGCAUUUAGUUCUCGCCCAAGUCGUUCUCUUAAGCGGUAGUAAUGACACGGACUGAUAUCUCGGCUACUUAUAACCGGAGGCAUGACAUUUCCGAAAUACUACAUGCACAUGAUUACCGUA
Messenger RNA from Suillus subalutaceus, 1934 nucleotides. RefSeq lists its product as uncharacterized. The record is from RefSeq and is a predicted model, not a curated record. The transcript is spliced from 6 exons. Lineage: Eukaryota; Fungi; Basidiomycota; Agaricomycetes; Boletales; Suillaceae. The coding region runs from base 200 to 1624 and encodes 474 amino acids.